AUGGCUAGAUUAUGUGAUGAGCAAAAAAUCAAAUAUAAUAAAUAUCUUACUCUUCUUCUUCUAUGUGUUACACAUUGGAAUUCUCAUUAUCAUUGCUAUUUCAGUUUAAUACGAACAAAGGCAGCUUUAAAGGUACUUAUUUCAAAAUAUGCUUCUGAAGAAUUUGAUCAAGAAGAUGAAGCAAUUUACCAUUUUGAUGAUGAAACGUGA
Molecule: messenger RNA, 210 nt
Organism: Rhizophagus irregularis DAOM 181602=DAOM 197198
Lineage: Eukaryota; Fungi; Glomeromycota; Glomeromycetes; Glomerales; Glomeraceae
Source: RefSeq, a predicted model, not a curated record